CUUUGAACCUGUAUUUAAUUGAAAAAAAUCCUAAAAUAUAACUGAUUUAAUUAGUUUAGCGGAUAACCCUACUUGCCCCUGUAAGUGGAUCUAAGUGCCUUGCUUCGGGGCCCAGUGACACUUUCACUUUGUCUGUCUGGAUAUUUUAACCAGCAACCUAACAGUUACUUCAACAAACAUCUGACGCCCCCUCUUGUAUCAUUCAAUUAUUUAAUAUGUAAUUACCAGCUUCUACACUCAUUUCUCCAACCAAAUGUUUUCCAGGUAUUGUGGGCUCUCUUCACAAUAGGCCCUAGGCCUACUCACUUGGCCUAAUUAAUGCCUAUUCAUCAUUUCAUCUUAACGUAGGCAUAGGCUGUACUUCAUCCGCUUCUAAGCUCAGCAGUGGGUGGAUAGAAACAGAAACAGAUCUACUACUGCUUCAAAUGUAACCAUGUUUUGACUAGACAGAAUUUGACUGAAAUGUCUUGUAUAAGAAUUUGGCCCUGUGUUUUGACUGAAAGAUGUCUUGUAUAAGAAUUUUACCGUGUUUUGGGGUUUCCUAGUUAUCUGUGCAGUAACAGAUACAUUGGUCAUGUAUCUGGAUGAAUAUGGAAGGACUUGGGUUAGAUGUGUUUUGCUAUUAAAACUAAUCACAUGCUAAUGUGAUCAAAUGGUGCUCCAAACACAGUGCCAUUACCUUAAUAGGCUCUCUGCUGUGUUGUGAAGAGUUUAUUACCCACUUGAUUAGCCUGCCUGACCCCAGACCGCAUGGCUCAGACAACCACAAAUGACAGAAGCUCUGAUGGAACUGGUAAGGCCCCCUGGUUGUGGCUAUUUAUGGAGGUUUGAAUUCUGAAGUGCAGCUUCGCUCCUUUCAUAUAAUUUUGUUCACUAUGAAAUAAGGGGCGCUUCAUGGGGUGCUGUCUGGACAGUGUUGUAUUGGUGUCCGUGGCUGCUCAGGCCAGAACUCGGAGGAGAUCAUGUUAAACGGAACCAUCGACAGAUGAGUUAACCCUGAGCCAGUUCAGUGUAGACCCCCAGGUAGAAGGGGGUCCUGAGGAGGUAGGAGGGGCUUUUGGUGUAAGUCCCUCCCCAGUAGCCUCCUCCCACACCAUAUCCCCACUCUGUCUUCACACCUGUCUUUUCUCUAAUGGGAGAGUAGUUGCUGAACAGGAGGGUUUUUUUACGAGGCAAAGAGUUGUGCUGUCAAAUCAACAAAUGAAGUAGCAGGUGUGCUUAGCAGUUGUUCUUGGCACGUUAGUAGCUACUCUCAAAGAUGGUUACUAAUAGGCUAGACAGUGAAAUGGGUAAGUGUGGGUCGAGUAAUGAUUUAGAUGAACAGAACAAUGGUGUUUUUCUAAAUCUGAACAUUUAGAUGAAUAGAAGAAUGAUGUGUUGGUUCUGUGCUGAAAGAUGUUGCAUAGGGCAGGCUUCAUUGUCCAAAUGUUUUAUUUUUAUGUGCUGAAUCAAUCGAGCUUUGUCCUCUGCCCUUCCCUGACCUCUGCAGCUCUGAGCCAUGAGAAACCGAGAAGUCCAUCCUCACCCUGUCAUUCUGUGCUGCCUUGGCAACUGAAGGCGGUGUGGCCGCCGCUCGACAUCGGGGCAAUAAUGCAUCCGGCAGCACUGUAAAAAAAUGACAUGAUUCAGUGCUCCGACGGUACCAUGAACUCCUGGUUCUGUGGGGAAUGUCUGCAGCCCUGCCUCCAGGUCCCCUCCCCCCUCUGCCCUCUUUGCCGCAUGCCUUUCGACCCAAAGAAGGUGGACAAGUCUUCCAGUGUGGAAAAACAGCUGUCCAACUACAAAGCCCCCUGUAGGGGCUGCAAUAAGAAGGUGUCUCUGGUCAAAAUGAGGUCACACAUCUCCUCUUGCACAAAGGUCCAGGAACAGAUGGCCAACUGCCCAAAGUUUGUGCCUGUGGUCCCCACUUCACAGCCAAUCCCCAGCAAUAUUCCGAACCGCUCCACCUUUUUAUGCCCAUUCUGCGGAGCUCGCAACCUCGACCAGCAAGAACUACUGAAACACUGCAUGGAGAACCACCGCAACGAUCCCAACAGAGUGGUGUGUCCUGUAUGUUCAUCCAUGCCCUGGGGAGACCCUAGCUACAAGAGCUCCAACUUCCUCCAGCACCUUCUCCACCGGCACAAGUUCUCUUACGACACGUUUGUGGACUACAGCAUUGACGAGGAGGCAUCUCUGCAGGCAGCCCUGGCCAUGUCCUGUAAAAUCAAAUGUUAAACUGAGUGACCGUGUGACUCUGUGUUUGCAGGACUACAGUAUUGAUGAAGAGGCGGCGCUACAGGCAGCCCUGGCCCUCUCCCUGGCAGAGAACUGAGAGCCUCCUGUGACUCAUCCACCCCCACUCUGCUGUCUGGGGGAGGUGCUUCCACCCUGGCACCCUCCACUAGCUCUGUCUCCUUCUCUGGAUCCACCCCCUGCCCAGCCGCCUCCCAGGGAGAGCUUGGAGGGACCUGCCCUAGACUCACAUUCUGAGCGGUCCAGAGGGAUUCUCUCCCUGUCCCUGUCUGGCUACCUGGCCCAUCAUCGACUCUGCACAGCUGCUUAGCUUCACAAGGCCCAAUUACAUAAUUUCCUCUCGGCUAGCAGCAUCCUGUUUAUUUUCCUGGCCACCAAUCAGCAUCGUCAGGGGCGGGGUCAACAGCUGCAAUUUAGCAGCCACAAUGCAACUUGUACUUCAUGGGCAUUUGUAUUACUUUUGGCAAUAUUUAUGUUUCAAAAAAAUUAUAAUUUAAGGCAUUUUAAUACUGUAUUUCUUGUUUUGUUUAUCACUGUUCAAAUUAUGACAAUAUUUGGGUAAAAUAUAUUAUUUCCUUUUACAAUUUAUGAUAAUUUGAUGAUUUUUUUGGAAUGACAGAGUCAGUGUGCUAAGCUUUCCAAGGUGACAUCUAGAGUCCCAGACUGAGAAGAGCAUUCUCACAUUAUCACAGCUACAAUAAAUGGCUUUAACAUUUGCAAUGCAAAUCAAAACUCGCUAGCAAACUAUCCCCUUUUUUUAUUCAGAGUUCUUGUUAAUACUUCAUUCAGAGUUCUUGUAAAACCUGCACUUGUUACCAUUUUCUACAUAACUAGACUGUAGAUUGUUCUUAUUUCAUAGUUAAGAAUAAUUAUAUUACUGCAUUAUUUCUCCACUCUGCUGUUACUCUAAUAUUUUUAUGAAGCACCAGUCAAAAUGAAAUAUAUAUUUUUUAAACAAGAAAGUAAAACUUUCAUUGGGAAUGUGUUAGUUGUUUUACCUUAUCUUACAAAGGAAUCCUUGGUAGCCCACUGUUACUGCUGGAAUCAAAGUUGUUAGCGGGAGAUUAAGGCCUGUGUGUAAUGUAUAAGACCAAACACAAGAGGGCAGCCCUGUCUCAAAGACCAAUACAAAUAGAGCCACAACCAUUGUCAUGCAAUGUCUAGUGUUACUCAGUCAGUGUUAACUCAAGUUAUGUUUAUUACCAUGCACAGUAUUGUAAAGCAUGACCAUGCCUUGCCUAAAUGUAUGACCUGUUUAGUGGCCACUAAGAAGAAGGGAAAUUGACAUUUUAAAGGGCAAGACAGAGAAUGCGAUAACAUUAGGGAAGUUGGAUUAGUCGUGGUUGAUUUUGUUGUUGCCCUAUAGGAGUGUUAUUGUUUUUGUAAAAGGUUUGAACACAUUUUGUUCUGAUACUGAAAUGUAUAUGUAACCGUGUACUUUGCUGCACCGUACAGAAUAUGAGAAGUAGUCCAUUUACCUCUGUGCAUCCACACUGUCCCCUACCUCUCCAAAACCCACAGUCACAGCUGUGAAAAUCUGUUGGAAUAUACCAUGCAUAUUCCUGGCAUGUUACAGUGAGUUGUUGAAGACACCCACUUUUCUGAUAGCACAAUAGUCAUUUAAGUCUUUUCAGAAUAGCUGCAUAUUGAAUAAUUAUUUUAACUCUGUGAUUCAAAAGAAUAUAAUGAUGAAAGUGUUGGCCUAAAGUAAAUUUCUGAGGGCGAACUAUAUUUUUCAGGAGUAGGAAACCCUUUGAGUUAGCGCUGAAACUGAUUAUGGACGUGUUUUUGAGAUACUGUUAGGUUGUUCUCACCAUCGGAGGAGGAUGUGAAUGGUGAUUACUUGUUACUUAAUUGACUAGUAACAAUAUAAUGGCCCUUUUAUUUGUUUGUUGAGAUUUUACAUUAGAAAACGCAACAUUUAGGUUCAGGUCCCGGUUGAAGGGUAACUCGGAAUGAGAUGUUUUAUAUCUUAAUCAUGUUAUAUUUUAUUCCACACAGAGGAAUGCAUUAAAACAUUGCACUUUAAUUAAUCUAAAAUAUAUUUUGUAGAAGGGUAUUUGUUCUUUUUUUAAAUUACCUUUAUUUCACUGUGUACAUUCCAUGAUGGAUAAUAAAUUGUGCCUGUUUUUCUGUGAAAAGGAGGAAGGGUUUGGUUUAAUCUCAGUCAUAACACGGAUGUUUUGGAGAACAGGGAUUGUACAAAAUGUACAGUCAGUUCAUCUGUUGUAUCAUAAAUAUUGUAUUAAUGAAUAUAGAUUGCAAAACCAAUGAGAAAACAAACCCAGAAAUACAGUAAGUAAUUGUGGCAAACAGAAAUUGUCUUGUCAAGUUAUUCCUGGAGAGAAUUCAUUCUUGUUUGAAGAACUUUGACAUUAUAUUUUUGGUGUUCAAGUCUGUCAUACAUGUUAAUAGUACCAUAUUGGCACAUGGUAGCUAUUUAAGAAAAAUAUUAAUAUCACAUGACAUCAAGGAAUUAUUAUGCAUCUUACAUUUUAGCAUUCACUUGGCCUUUUUCAGUACUUAAUGAUGCUUUUUAUAAAUGUUUGUAUGGUAAAAGUGUUGUAUGUUUAGAGCAGCAUUUGUGUGUACACUGUAGCCUAACAUGCUGAUUUUUAGAGAGACUUGAUGUUGUAUUUCAUAUUCCUUUGGUUUUGACCUGACCUUAAGUAUCCCUGAAAUGUAUAUUUUUCACUUGUUUUGUAUUGUUCCAUUCAGGCAUAAUGCCACUACUGUCAGCAUCCCAGAAGUAAUGCCACUACUGCUUUUGGCCAAAACGCCAGGCCAAAAUGAGGUCUCCUUAAAGAAAACUCCACUUUGCAGUCAGGUCACACCUUGAUUGACCAAAUGCAAUAAAAACUCCUUUAUUACCAUUGUUGGGCCAUAUUUGGUCAAUGGUUUCACUGAGACUUUGUCUUUUUCGGGACUUGGUUAGGCUGACGGGAAAAAGACUGUCUGAGAAGACCGGCUGUCCCUAGACAGAGCCUUUGUCUCUUUGACCUCCACCCUCAGUUUUCCUGGGAGUGCCAUAUGUAAUGUCAUAUGUCACUUAGUCUACCAUGAGACUUCUGCAAAACAGUGUCAGGCUGAUGUUGUCCUCCCCUGUGGGACAGAGCUGUAGUCACUUUGAUAAGGUUUCCUUUGCCUAGUGGUCCCUAGACCUACUCUAGGGCUUUGUCAUAGCACGUGUGUUAAAUGUGAUUUUUGCAUUGUAGAAAUAUUAAAAGGGGAGUUUUUACAUGUUGCCUUAUUGUCACUUAUUAUUGUCACUCUGGGGUAGGUGAUCCCCAAAGGUGUAGGAAAUUGCUACGGUCAACAAGGCUUUAUGAAAAGUGUUUAAGCACAUAAUAAAAAUCUAAACAUUUCCUCCAAACCAACUCUCAUCUCCAACUAAUCAACUAAUCAUUAUUUCUGAAUAAUGCCUCUGCAAAUAAAUAUUUCCAUUACACCAUGUUUGCAUGAUACAAAGAUGCAAAUAUGGUUUUAUGGAAUAGUGUUUUUUUUUCUGCAAAGAAUUCAGAGGGAUAUUAUCCAGAAUAAGAUUUGAAUGUACUUAGGGUUUGUUUGGAGCACUUUAGAGCAUUUUACAACAUGUUUAGACACGUUUUUACAUUUCAGUCAAUGGAAAGUGAUGACUCCAUGAUACAACCAUUUCUCUGUAACGAAACAAUUUAUGUAGAAAACUAUUUUGGGGAUCAACUUCAAGCCCACGAAGAGUGACAAGGCCUUGUAAAAAUGGGUGGAGAUCCCUUUUAUUUGUAACAGUACUAACACUGGCUGAUUAUGACGUUGACAAUGCUAACAGUGUGGAUAUUCAAGUUGUAAACACUGAAGUUUUAAUAAGGUACUUAUUAGUGUAUUUGUAGCAGGCUUUUCCCCUCAAUAAAAAACACUGACCCAU
This is a messenger RNA of Esox lucius (northern pike), 6136 nucleotides long. Its product is annotated as E3 ubiquitin-protein ligase RNF166. Bases 1621 to 2217 code for a protein of 198 amino acids. Gene Ontology annotation, biological process: ubiquitin-dependent protein catabolic process; protein polyubiquitination. The record is from RefSeq and is a predicted model, not a curated record. The transcript has 6 exons. Lineage: Eukaryota; Metazoa; Chordata; Actinopteri; Esociformes; Esocidae. Gene Ontology annotation, molecular function: ubiquitin protein ligase activity.